Messenger RNA from Mobula hypostoma (lesser devil ray), 957 nucleotides. RefSeq names its product beta-1,3-galactosyltransferase 5-like. Gene Ontology annotation, molecular function: N-acetyl-beta-D-glucosaminide beta-(1,3)-galactosyltransferase activity. Gene Ontology annotation, cellular component: endoplasmic reticulum; Golgi membrane. The record is from RefSeq and is a predicted model, not a curated record. NCBI's taxonomy places the organism in Eukaryota, Metazoa, Chordata, Chondrichthyes, Myliobatiformes, Myliobatidae. The transcript has a single exon. The coding region runs from base 1 to 957 and encodes 318 amino acids.
AUGUAUCGGAGACCGCUCUGUGGCAAGCGUUAUCUGAAGGUGCUCAUCCCCCUGCUGGUGACCCCUUGCCUGAUAAAGCUGACGCUGGUCUGGAUGAACGGGGACUCGUCGGCCCUCUGCCCCUCGCGGUUCAACGCCACAGACAUUCUGAUGCAGCCCGACAGCCGCUGCGACCGCGACAGCCCGUUCCUCGUCCUGUUGGUCACCAGCUCCCCGGAGCAGUUCCAGGAGCGCUCGGUUAUCCGCCGGACCUGGGGGAGCGAGCGGCGGACGGCGGGGACAGGCAGGUCGGUCACCUACUUCCUUCUGGGGCGCGGGCGAGAGAGGCAGGAGAGCAUCCGGCGGGAGGGCGAGGUGUACGGUGACAUCAUCCAGGGAGAUUUCGACGACACCUACUACAACCUGACCUGCAAGGUCCUCCUGGGCCUCCAGUGGCUCUGUAACUCCUGCCCCUCCGCCACGUUCGUGAUGAAGACCGAUACCGACAUGUUCGUCAACACCGACUAUCUGCUGGAGCUCCUGUCCCGGGAGCCCCGCCGGCGUAACCUCUUCACCGGGUUCAUUAUGGACCAUUCGUGGCCCAUCCGCAACAUAUUCUCAAAGUGGUACGUGAGUCCGGCGGAGUACUCGAUGCAAAUGUACCCACCCUUCUGUUCCGGCACCGGAUACGUGCUCUCCACCGACCUGGCCUGCCGCGUGUGGAACACCUCCCGGGCAGUGCCCCUCUUUAAACUGGAGGACGUCUACGUAGGGCUGUGCCUGGCCGAGCUAAAGGUGAAGCCGCUGGACAUACACGACCGCCCCGUCUUCCACAACUACAGGGUACCGUUCUCCAUCUGCUCCUACCGGCAGCUAGUCACCUCACACCAGGUCACACCGACUGAGCAAGGGGACUACUGGAGACAGCUGCAGGCCUCUGGCAAUGUGAAAUGCCCAAGUGACCAGCGAGGAAACUGA